GGAUGGGUGGUGGUGGACAGCUUAAUACGGAAGUUGCUUCUAAUGCAAAUGUGGCUUUAUAUACGUGUUUUUCCGUAGGAGGACUUUUUGCUGGCCCAGUCAUUAAUAAAAUUGGCCCAUCUAUUUCUUUGGCUCUUGGUGGUUUAACUUAUGCUUUGUAUUCGGGUUCGCUCUUUUAUUAUAAUCAUCUGCAAGAAAGUGCUUUUCCUAUAAUUUCAGGCGCAAUUCUUGGGCUAGGUGCCGCAUUACUAUGGACGGGUCAAGGUGCAAUUAUGUUAUCAUAUCCCUCUGAAGCUGAUAAAGGAAGAUUUAUUGGAUUAUUUUGGGUGAUUUUUAAUCUUGGUGGAGUUCUUGGCUCUAUCGUUCCACUUGGUCUUAAUUGGAAUUCAACGGCGGGAUCUGUUAAUGAUGGAACCUAUAUUGGCUUCAUGGUUCUUAUGGCAUUUGGUUCUUUGUUAGCUAUGACCUUACUUCCACCUAAUAAGGUUAUUCGUGAUGAUGGUCAACAUGUUUCUAUCCAAAAAUUUCCUAAAUGGGAAGAAGAACUUGUUGGAAUCAUUAUUCUUACAGUUGUAUUAAUGGCUACUUGGAUUGGUGGUCUGUUUUUCCAAUUAACUUAUAAGCGUGAAGAUGAACUUGUUCAUAUGGAUUUAUAUGAUUCUGGUUAUGCUACAAAGAUAAUACUCUAUAUUGCUUACGGCGGUGCUAUAUCUUGGAGAAUUGAUGCUGUUGGAACUUCCUAUAUUGCCCAAUUUAUUAUUUGUUGGGUUUUAUUAGCAAUCUCAAUUCCUUUUGCCCUCCUCGUGGUAUUAAGAAUUAAGGAUACUAAUUGUGAUUCUAAAAAUUCUGAAGAAAAAGUUGAUCUCACUGCGACAAAGA
This is a messenger RNA of Racocetra fulgida, 879 nucleotides long. NCBI's taxonomy places the organism in Eukaryota, Fungi, Glomeromycota, Glomeromycetes, Diversisporales, Gigasporaceae. The record is from the annotation of a GenBank genome assembly.